AUUGAAUUGAGGCAAGUCACAGACAGAAGAAGAAAUUAGUGUUUUUCGUGGUACUAACACUACAGUAAACAGAAAUUAGUAAAAAAAUAUUUUGUUAUAUCUAUUCGAUUCGAGUAGGUUUAUUUUAUUGUGUAUUUGUUGUUUGUAUAGUGUAUAGCCAUUUUGUGGUAUAGCCUAAAUCAUAGGCUCACAGUUUUAUAGACAUUUUAGUAAAUUUGAUCUAUGGCAGAUGUUAUUACCCUUACUUCCUCAGAGGAUGAAAGUUCAGCUCCAUCACCACCAAGAAAGAGAAUAAAACCUACACCUAUACCACAGAUUAACAAUUUACCACAAAUAUCUAUUACUAAAGUAUCUACUAAAAAGAAAAAAGAAGCCGUUGUAGUGGUAUGCUCUGAUGAUGAUGAUAAUGAUGAUGAUGAUGAACUGGAAGAGGUUAAGUUUGUACCAUCUGAAAAUAUCAGUGUACUUAAAAAAACCACAAAUAACGAAGAAAAUAAAAAAUCCGUUUCUCCUGUGCAAAAUAACACUGUAGGAAUAGUAGUCGAUGAUGAUAAUAAUAGUGACAUAGACGAAGUUAAAGAUGUAAAAACUCAUGUAGACCGUGAGUUAAUAAAAGAUUUAGAAGAUUCUUGUGAAAUUAUAGAUGAAUAUAGCUGCGAAGAAAGUUCUGGUAAAGAAAACAGAACUGUUUCAAUGGAUGCUAGUCAACCAGGUUGCUCCAAUGCUGCCGUAAAAUCUCCCAAUGCAAUUUUACUAGAUAAGUUCAUCAAAAUCAUAGACGAUCAAACAAAUGAAGACAAAUAUAAAAUUGUAAAAAGCAAAUUUGAACAAUUGCGACAAUUAUUCAAUGGAAAUCAUGAGUUAGAAGAAUCGACAAAUUUCAAGAAUAUGUUAUUGUCUAAUACCCAACAAGCAGAAAAAUCCGCAACUACAGCAGUGUACAGUUUCAAUGAAAUUUAUCAACAUUUAAGAGAAACUUCAAAGGCAGACACUAUUGAAGUAGACAAAAAUACUUUGAUGGAUCUUAAAAGAUUAGAAAAAAACAUCAAGAGGAUUAUCGCAAAAAUUAAAAAAAUGGAAGAAGAGGAAGUAGAUUUUGAUGAAGAGGAAGAUUCCUGUUACAUGAAAUUAGAUAAAUACGUAGAUAGACUGGAUAAACUAAAUAAAAAAUAUUGCAAGAUGUUGAAGAAAAAUCCUUUCAGUGGUCGAAUAAUUUAUUCCAAGCUCGAUUUUGUCGAUUCUGAAUUUAACGAAAUCAACAGAGCGAUAAGUAAAAAGUAUAAAAAUAACAACAAAUUUCCUAGUUAUUAUGAAAUGCAAAAUUUUAUUGAAAAAAUUAACAAAGACCAAAAGUUAGGCCUGAGCGACUCAAAAAUUAAGAAUGAAAGUGCACAUUGUUUUAAAAAACUGGGAGAAUUGUUGCAAAUCAGGCGACGCAAAGACUUAUACGAUUCACAUUAUUUGUUCAUUAAAAACACCGAAGAUCCUGCCAAAGAAGAUCAACAGUUGAGCGAAACUCUCAAAAAGAGUUACCAAGAGGGCCAGUCUAAAAUAGAAAAAGUGGUACAAGAGUAUGUUACUAAACAAAAUACAAAAGGAGAUGAUCCUGAGUCAAAACAAAGCGGUGAUGAUGUUGAUGAUGAUUCAGAUGAUAGUAAGUCAUCAGGUAGUGAAAAUGAAGAUGAUAAGGAAAAGGAGAAAUGAAGAAUUUUAUAUGUUUAUCUUUAGAAUCUAUUUUAAAUUAAUGUAUUCAUUAAUAAAAUUAAUGUAUUUAUUAUGAAAUUAAUGUGUUCUUUAUUAAUUACAUUACUUUUAUACCUGAUACACUAUUAAAGAAAUAUUGAAAUUUA
This is a messenger RNA of Psylliodes chrysocephalus, 1850 nucleotides long. The record is from the annotation of a GenBank genome assembly. NCBI's taxonomy places the organism in Eukaryota, Metazoa, Arthropoda, Insecta, Coleoptera, Chrysomelidae.